Molecule: messenger RNA, 5271 nt
Organism: Cynoglossus semilaevis (tongue sole)
Lineage: Eukaryota; Metazoa; Chordata; Actinopteri; Pleuronectiformes; Cynoglossidae
Gene: tmem175
Product: transmembrane protein 175
Exons: 10
Coding region: 183-1679 (498 amino acids)
Molecular function (GO): proton channel activity; potassium channel activity
Source: RefSeq, a predicted model, not a curated record
AAAAGUACAUUUUUACAAUAACGGUCUUUGUAGGCAAUAGGAAAUGACGCCAAGAGCGAUUUUCCGGUUCCGAUUUAUGUCAGCUGAUCGUCUGCCGUUUACAAACAUACUCUCUUUGUGAUUCCAGUCUGUAAAGACCGUGGGUUCGAAUCUGCAGGUUGUUUUUGUCCGUUUUUGUCGCCAUGGAAGAAUUUGUCAGCAGAGAGCAGCAGGUGGUGGAGGAAGAACCAGAGGCCAACGGACACCAUAGCAGCACACAGUCAUCACAUAGACUGUUGAACUACAGCGACGCACUCAUUUCCAUAAUCGCGACAGUCAUGAUUUUACCAGUGGCUCAUACAAAAGUGGAAGAUAAUGAGGAGUUAAGACAGAGUGUUCAGACUCUUCUCACAACAAAAAUUGCUGUUUACUUGAUGACUUUUCUCAUAGUGACUGUGGCCUGGGCAGCUCACAUCAGGUUGUUUCAGGUGAUUGUUCGGAUCGACGACUGUCUCGCUCUGCUAAACCUCGCCUGUAUGAUGCUCAUCACCUUCCUGCCAUACACUUUUUCUUUAAUGGCCACUUUUCCAGAAAACAUUCUUGGGAUCCUGCUCUUCUGUGGUUGUGUGAUGGUGAUUGGUGUUAUCCAGUCGAUCAUCGUGUUGUACGCCUUCAGUCAUCCCUACCUACUGAAUCAGCAGAUUCAGUCAUUGGAGAGUAGAAGCUUCUACAAGAGUCACAUCCUAAAGGUCAUCAUGAGGGUUCCUCUAGUGUGUUUCUUCGCCAGUGUGACGUCACUCAUCUUCUUCCAGCUGUCGUACGUGUUAUUGGCCAUCGUCAUCUUCCUGCCUUACAUUACACGCUGUCUGAAAUGGUGUCGCAGCAAAGCCAUUGGUCCUGUAGAAGAGUCUCCAGAAGUCGAGUUGUUCUACAGUUUUCUGCCUAACGAGCCCCUCAGUAAAGAACGUGUGGAGGCAUUUAGUGACGGUGUUUAUGCCAUUGUAGCUACGUUGCUCAUCCUUGACAUCUGUGAGGACAACGUUCCUGACCCAACUUUGGUGAAACAGCAUUUUGGUGGCAGUCUUGUUGCCGCCCUGAAGGCCUACGGUCCUGAGUAUCUGGCUUAUUUCGGCUCCUUCGCCACCGUGGGCCUCCUCUGGUUUGCCCACCACUCGCUCUUCCUCCAUGUCACUAGGACUACUCGUUUCAUGGGCCUGCUUAACACCUUCUCGCUGGCGUUUGUUGGGGGUUUACCUUUGGCCUACCAGUUGACACACGAGUUCCCGCCCAAUUCCAGGAAUGAACUAGAAGCUAUCCAGAUCAGUUGCGUCAUAAUUUUUUUCGCCGGAAUUUUUCAGCUGGCCAUCUUCGUGGUUGCACUUUAUAGGCAGCAGGAGACGCUGCACCCAUACGUGCGCUACAAUGGUCAAGAGCACAUCUUUAUGCUUGCUAAACUUGCGCUGUACCCCUGUGUGGCAUUGGUGACCUUCUUCCUAACCUGUAUUCUGAGUCGAUUCAGUGCCUCAAUUUUCCACCUGAUGGAAAUAACAGUGCCUUUCGCCUUCAUCUUGCUCAGGCUGUUAGUGCGCCUCCUUCUGUCCAUCUUGCGCUACAUUUUCUGUCCAGAAAGAAUCAGUCUGCAACGUAUCUUAGAAGAGGACAUAGAAGAUUUAAAUGCAAUUAACACUGCAAACACUUAGGAAGGAAAACAUAAUGUUAACAUUGUUAAGAUUAACACAAGUUUUCUAGGUCAGGGGCAGUGGAUUCCACCUUUUAAGAGGAAAUCGGGCCACUGCCUUGAACAGGUAACUUUGGUCAGCUUAGCUAGUUUAUCACUGUGAACAUUGCUUUCUAUAAGUUUGGUCCAGACCACGCAGUUUAUUGUCUUUUCUCAGUACAUCUGUGUUUAAUGCAUUUUCCUCUGUUGUGGUUGUUUGUGCCCCUCCAUCGUGCCUACUUACUACUUUACACUACUUUGUUAGCACUGCAGGGAGCACUGUAGAAGGGAAAGUGAUCAACACAAAUGUGCUAUUGAACAGCUAGAUAAGUACUAGGGUUAUCCCUAUACCAUUUUUAUGAACAGCUAUGACUAUGAAUAUUCUGAUUUGGGUUCUCACCGAUAUCGAAUGCCAAUAUUGAUACUUUGUUGUUGUUCAGCAAAUGUGCAUUGAAGAGAAAGGCAGUUGUAUGUAUGUAUAUAUAUAUAUAUAUAUAGUAUAUAGGUGUUACAGCUCUGGUUGGAUAUCACAGUGAAGACAACAAGCAUGGACAUGCUUAGAGGCAGUUUUAUUGUUUUAAUUAAUAGAAGUACAUAUCCACAUAGCCACACACAAACAGAUCUGUAAGUCAGGCUCUUCUGAUGUUUUUAUGUCCUAGAUUAUGAUGUCACCACUGUGAUAGCUUAGGUGAAUGACAUAGGUACUUAUGUAUCAUGUGAGUUUCUACUUAGAAGAGAAAUUGAGUAACCAUGCACCAUAGGAAUGGAACUUCUACGACGUAAGUGGAGGGCCCUCUCCCUGUUUUGUAUUUUAUGGUGAGGUCUAAACUCCUAAUCUAUUCACUGUCCCGUAAAGCUGAGAUGAGACAUUAGUGUAUUCAGUGCUACGGUGCAUCAUUUCUUGUUUGGUAACAGCUUUUGCUCUCAUCUUUGUUUUUGACCUCUCAAACUACUGACUUAGUUGCCUAAACAAACUAGCCAUGAGGGAAAAGAGACACUGAGUAGAGGAGGAAGAUAGGUGAUAGGUGACCUGCCCACAGCUGGUUAUAGUGAAAAGCCAUCCCCAACCCUAGGUUGCUGGAUCAGCAUGUUUUUUGAAGUUUUUUUUAUGUAUCCGUCCCAUGUUGUUAAAGUUAUUGUUAUAUAUUUUCGUCAAGUAGGAGUGUCAAUUAUUUUCUGUCAUGCUGAUUUGUGGAAUUUUAAUUGUGACUCACUGUGAGUCUUGAAAUCACUUGGAGUGAUUGCAUUUGAGUUUCUUCAUCUGCAAAAACUUAAUGUUAAAGAAAUUCAAUAGAAAAGGGUGGCUUUCAAAAUAAGAGGAAAUGAACUGACAAGCACUUUAAAACAAGCAUCUUGAUUGUUGUGUCACUUUGCACUGGAAAACUGAUAAUACACAACAUACUAAAUGUAUUCAUAAAUUAAUUACAAGUUACUUUGGUGUACUUUAUGCUCUUUUUAACUUUUAUUUAGUGACUCCUCCUGUGGUGGCCUGUGUCAGUUGCAAACACUCACAUUGUACAUUUUCCCAUUGUGGAACGAUUAAGGGACACAAUUAUUAUUAUUUAGACAUAUUUUUUCUAAACAUUUAAAACUGUGUCUGCAAUGUGAAUCAUUGAUUUUUGAAUAACAAUUUAAUAUAAUUUAUGAUAUAAUUGUUGUAUACGGUUUUGUUUAUUGCGUGACAUUUAUUGUACUACAAAUCCUAAUUUGACCUGAACAUUUAAAAAAAAAAUCCUUAAGUAUUAAUGCAACAAGAAAGAGUACAUACUGUAUUUUGAGUACAUUACAUACGUCCAUAUGUUCACAAUAGUUGAUUCUUUUGAUUAUGAUUGAUUAUGACAUAUAAUAUAUAAUAUGUAUUAUAUAUUAUAUAUGUAUAUAUUAUAUAAUAUAUAAUAUAUAUAAUGUAUACACCAUAUGACAUAAUUAUGAUUAUGAUUGAUUAUGAUUCAAUAAUUUAUUGAAUCACAAUAGAACUAGUUUGAUAACCCUGAUAAAGCAUUGAGAAUUACACUUUCAACUUUUACCUUCUAUCUCAUGACUGUCUGAAACUCUAUUCAAGUCCACAAUCAUCAAAAUGGUCCCCACUCUAUUUCUAUGAAGUCUUCGCUGUAUGAUUAUUGUAUUUAAACUGUAACCAGAUCCACCAAAAACAGUAUUGUUUAUAAUAUUUUGUAUAAGUUUUGGUCUUUUUGUACACUUUUUUAUCUUGAAUGAAGUGCAAGAAAGAGAAAAACAUGUAUUGUUUUUUAAUAUACAACAGAGUAUUAGGGCCACAUUCAGAGAAAAAAAAGAAUUAUGGGAAGCAUUGCUAGAAUAAAUUCUUAACAUUUUGAGCAAAAAGUUGUACAUUUGUUGUGUCAUGUCCCUUAGACACUUGGAUUCUCUUUUCUUACCUGUGAACCAAAUUCUGUCCUAGGUUCAAAAACCAUCCAAACCCCUUAAAAGACAUAAACUUUAUUCAGAUUUGGGCACACAAUGAUUCAUAUCAAGUAAUGGUACCAGUAUUGGCGAUACAUGCCCUGUAUUUCCUUAUGAAAAAACACCAUUAGUUUUUAAAAUUAUUAAUUCAAUCUUUGUUUACUUUGAAUCCUUGUUAGUUUUCUUAAAAUAUGUUUUAUUGUUUGUGUAAUAUACUGUCUGUUGUUUUCUUUUAUAUAUUUGUUUAAAUUUUGACUUGAAAUGCUUGGUAGCCUUGUCCACCUAAAUUAAUUAUAAAUAAGCAUAAAGACUAGUAGUCUAUUUGUUGCUAUUACAUAGGUUUUAACCCAAGUGUUUCGCACUAAAAUUAACUACACACUUGAGGUUGUCUUCUCUGGCAGCGUUGUGCAAUGCGUGCAUCUGUGCAAUUCCAGAGCCCAUUCUGAAAAUAUGUUAAUAUGUGAACUAGUGUUAUCCGCACAAAUGACGAAUAUUGUAUAGGGUGCGUCUGCAGUUAUAACAUGAUUAUAAGACUGUUUUAGUCUAAUAAUUGAAAUACGCCAAUUCUGAUAUGUUCAUAUACUCAAAAGGGACGCAGCAACCAAACGCUGAGAAGUUAGCUUACCAUUUUCAGGUGAUAUGCCAUGUUUGCAGUCGACCUGUGAAUUGCCAACUUGCUUGCUAACUUUUCGUUCUAUUUUUGUAAAAUGCUGCCACACUGUCGAUGUCUUUGACGUGGUAAAGGAGACUGACUAUAACAAAAUGCUAAAAUUUAAUAAAUAUUCGGCGAACCAACGGACCAAGGCUUUCUGGUACAUUCUUCAAAUCUGCCUGUAGUUUUGGCUAAUCCAAAAUAGUGAAAACAAGGUUCUGAAGACAGAAAGUUACCUGUGAAAUUAGGUUCUUAAAAAAAAAAGAAAAAGAAAAAACAAACAAUCGACCAAUAUUCUGAUUGAUCGAUUGUUUGUUUUUUCUUUUUCUUUUACGUAUCAGCCAGUAAAUCGUUUAGUCCCCUGGGAGAUUACAUUCCUGUCAUAUAAGGUUUUGUUGUUUGAUUUUUGUGUGAAUACAGUAAGCAGAAAAUCAGUUUUUGUUAUAUUUCAUUGUUUGCAUGUAACUGUUACUGUUGUUCAAUAAAUAAAUGUGAAACUGUU